Molecule: messenger RNA, 1792 nt
Organism: Loxodonta africana (African savanna elephant)
Lineage: Eukaryota; Metazoa; Chordata; Mammalia; Proboscidea; Elephantidae
Gene: TFAP2D
Product: transcription factor AP-2 delta
Exons: 8
Coding region: 274-1632 (452 amino acids)
Biological process (GO): anatomical structure development; regulation of cell population proliferation; regulation of transcription by RNA polymerase II
Cellular component (GO): nucleus
Molecular function (GO): DNA-binding transcription factor activity, RNA polymerase II-specific; RNA polymerase II transcription regulatory region sequence-specific DNA binding
Source: RefSeq, a predicted model, not a curated record
CUACGACAUCAGCCAAAGAAAUACUCAGCAAGUACAAAAUCUGUUCCAGGGAGCUGCUUUUGUGCAGAGGGAAAAUUUUGUUCCUACAGGUUUUUAAGUGGGUACGAGGCAAGGAGCUAUCUGAUCCGGGCAGAGCCAUUACAAUUUAGAUCUCUAUCUGUAGAACAUUUUUUUUUCCUUAAAAAAAUUGGAAAAUACAAGAAGUUUGGAUUUUUUUCCCGAUUCUUUUUUUGGAGGGGGAAAUUGCAUCGUAAGCUUUCGGAGAAACCCAACAUGUCAACUACCUUUCCGGGACUAGUCCACGAUGCCGAGAUACGUCACGACGGAUCAAACAGCUACCGUUUGAUGCAGCUUGGCUGUCUGGAGUCCGUAGCCAAUUCCACUGUCGCCUAUUCCUCCUCCUCUCCUUUAACUUACUCCACCACCGGCACCGAGUUUGCGUCCCCCUACUUCUCCACUAACCACCAGUACACCCCGCUCCACCACCAGUCCUUCCAUUACGAGUUUCAGCACAGCCACCCGGCCGUCACCCCCGACGCCUACUCUCUGAACUCGCUCCACCAUUCGCAACAGUACUACCAGCAAAUCCACCACGGGGAGCCCACCGACUUUAUUAACCUGCACAAUGCGCGGGCGCUCAAGUCGUCCUGCCUGGACGAGCAGAGGCGGGAACUGGGCUGCCUCGAUGCCUACCGCCGCCACGACCUGUCCCUCAUGAGCCAUGGCUCUCAGUAUGGAAUGCACCCAGAUCAAAGACUCCUGCCAGGGCCCAGCCUGGGGCUGGCCGCCGCGGGAGCAGACGACUUGCAGGGCUCUGUGGAAGCCCAGUGUGGGCUUGUUCUCAAUGGCCAAGGUGGGGUGAUAAGAAGAGGUGGCACCUGUGUGGUCAACCCCACAGACUUGUUUUGCUCUGUCCCUGGUCGUUUGUCCCUUCUCAGUUCUACUUCCAAAUACAAGGUGACCAUUGCUGAGGUAAAGAGACGUCUCUCACCACCUGAAUGCCUCAAUGCUUCACUCUUGGGAGGCAUUUUGAGACGAGCAAAAUCCAAGAAUGGGGGCCGAUGCCUGAGAGAAAAACUGGAUAGGUUGGGCUUGAACUUGCCAGCUGGAAGACGGAAAGCAGCUAACGUGACCCUCCUCACUUCCUUAGUCGAAGGGGAGGCUUUACACUUGGCUCGGGAUUUUGGCUACACUUGUGAAACAGAGUUUCCAGCCAAAGCAGUAGGUGAACAUCUUGCCAGACAACAUAUGGAACAGAAAGAACAGACAGCCAGGAAAAAGAUGAUUCUGGCGACCAAACAAAUUUGUAAAGAAUUCCAGGACCUCUUGAGCCAAGAUAGAUCACCGCUGGGAUCCUCCAGACCCACGCCAAUUCUAGACCUUGACAUCCAGAGACACUUGACACAUUUCAGUUUGAUCACUCAUGGCUUUGGGACUCCAGCAAUAUGUGCAGCCCUAAGCACUUUCCAAACAGUCCUCAGUGAAAUGCUGAACUACUUGGAAAAGCACACUACUCACAAAAACAGUGGAGCUGCGGAUUCCGGCCAAGGACAUGCCAACUCGGAGAAAGCCCCCCUGCGGAAAACUUCAGAGGCUGCCGUGAAAGAAGGCAAAACAGAAAAGACAGACUAGCUACAUCAAACAGAAUCUAUUUCCAGAGAGUCUUGCUGCUGAUAUUUUUUCUAAUAUAUAUAUCAUUGAGGGUGAUUAAUCUUCAGUGGACCAAAUCUCUUCCCUUCCCAACCCUCCAUUUAAAAAAAAAAAAAUGGAAAUGAAAAAUGAAACAAAAAAG